AUGAAAGCUUUGACUCCCAAAGAGAUGUACGGACUGCGGAGCACGAAGAGGGUCCCAAAACCCAUGAUGGAGAAACGCAGACGGGAGCGGAUCAACCAAAGUCUGGAGACACUUCGUCUUCUGAUGCUGGACAACACCCACAACGAGAAACUGAAAAAUCCAAAAGUGGAGAAGGCAGAGAUCCUGGAGAGUGUGGUCAAGUUCCUGGAGACAGGGAAGGAAGAGGACGAGAAGAGUCCCCGGUCCACGUCCGGGGGGCAGAGGCCGGAUGUCGCCCGCCAGCACAGCUUCCAUGACGGCAUGAGGUCGUGUCUGCUGCGGGUCAGCCACUUCAUAGCCAACAAGAGCAAAGAGCUGGAUGGCACCGAGGAGCAUCCCGCUCCGGCUUCGCUCGCGCUUCCCGAGCCCCAGACGUACCCGCCAACAUCUCCCGGACACACGGCACAGGGCGCGGUGUCUCCUCAGCACCACGAGGCCCACAACCACCAGCACCACCACUGCCAGAGCGGGAUCUCGCACCACCCGCACCUCACCCAGAGGGAUGGCCUCCACGGGGACACCAGGGAGCUGCUCUCCUCCACCGCAGCCUGCACGCACGUCACCGACCCCGUGUGGAGGCCCUGGCCUCAGUGA
Pseudoliparis swirei is the source of this 633-nucleotide messenger RNA. RefSeq names its product hairy-related 5 (gene her5). Lineage: Eukaryota; Metazoa; Chordata; Actinopteri; Perciformes; Liparidae. The record is from RefSeq and is a predicted model, not a curated record. The transcript has 3 exons. Bases 1 to 633 code for a protein of 210 amino acids. Gene Ontology annotation, biological process: regulation of transcription by RNA polymerase II; anterior/posterior pattern specification; regulation of neurogenesis. Gene Ontology annotation, cellular component: nucleus. Gene Ontology annotation, molecular function: protein dimerization activity; DNA-binding transcription factor activity, RNA polymerase II-specific; RNA polymerase II cis-regulatory region sequence-specific DNA binding.